Messenger RNA from Alternaria arbusti, 1125 nucleotides. RefSeq lists its product as uncharacterized. Gene Ontology annotation, molecular function: water channel activity. NCBI's taxonomy places the organism in Eukaryota, Fungi, Ascomycota, Dothideomycetes, Pleosporales, Pleosporaceae. Bases 1 to 1125 code for a protein of 374 amino acids. Gene Ontology annotation, cellular component: plasma membrane. The record is from RefSeq and is a predicted model, not a curated record. The transcript has 2 exons. Gene Ontology annotation, biological process: transmembrane transport.
AUGGCAGUACUCAAGAACAUCUUACCGUUGCACAAGAAGGAAUCGGUUUCGCGGCUUCAGGGCACUCCUCACAGCAAUGCCCAUCAUCACCACCGUCCUCAGAAGGCAAAGAGCUUUAUGCCUAACAAAUGGCGCAAUGAGCUCGUUGCCGCUGCAGCAGAGUUUGCUGGCACGUUCAUGUUCUUGUUCUUUGCGUUCGGAGGAACGAGUGUAGCCAACACUGCGGCGACAUACAGCAACCGAGUUACCUCUGGACAGGACAACAACAGUAUUACACAGGCGCCAGAUACGAGUGUGCUGCUGUACAUCAGUCUGAUCUUCGGCUUCAGUUUGAUGGUGAACGUCUGGGUAUUCUUCAGAGUAACACUCGGCCUCUGGCUCAUCGGCGCCGUCCCAACAAUCCGAGCAUGCCUCUGCUUCGUCUCCCAGAUGCUCGCGGGCAUGGCCGCCGCGGGCGUAAUCCAAGCCAUCAUCCCAGGCCCCCUCAACGUAUCCACCACCCUCGGCGCAGGCGUCUCCGCCGCCCGCGGCGUCUUCCUCGAAAUGUUUCUUACCUCUCUCCUCGUCUUCACCAUCUUCAUGCUCGCAGCCGAGAAGCACAAAGCCACCUUCCUGGCCCCGAUCGGCAUCGGCCUCGCCCUUUUCGUCGCAGAAAUGGUCGGCGUGUUCUUCACUGGUGGCAGCCUGAACCCUGCGAGGAGCUUCGGGCCCUGCGUUGCUACGCACAACUUCCCGGAGUAUCAUUACAUUUACUGGUUUGGGCCGCUGAUGGGUACGCUGCUGGCGUUUGGCAUGUAUCGUAUUGUUAAGCUGGUGGAGUAUGAGACUGUCAACCCUGGUCAGGACUUUGACGAUCAUGAGGCUGCGUUGUUUAACCCGCCUGAGGACCCGGAGCAUGCUGGGCAGGUCGAAAGGCCGAACGUUGCGGCUCAUGCUAUGGCGGAUGCGAUUCGCAGGACUAAUUCUGGUCUCAAUGAGAAUGGCCAGUUUGGCAUCGACUCGAUGCUGGAGAGCAAGGACGACGAGAAGUCCACACCACCACGGUCUCCGCAGAAGGAACAAGAGUUGUUAGAAAGAACGGGUCAUGCACCAGCUGCCAACGGCGAACGCCAUGAGUGUUGUUAG